Rhopalosiphum maidis (corn leaf aphid) is the source of this 737-nucleotide messenger RNA. It is a transcript of the gene mRpL13, whose product is annotated as 39S ribosomal protein L13, mitochondrial. Gene Ontology annotation, molecular function: mRNA binding; structural constituent of ribosome. The coding region runs from base 151 to 693 and encodes 180 amino acids. The record is from RefSeq and is a predicted model, not a curated record. Gene Ontology annotation, cellular component: mitochondrial large ribosomal subunit; ribosome. The transcript has 4 exons. Gene Ontology annotation, biological process: negative regulation of translation; translation. Lineage: Eukaryota; Metazoa; Arthropoda; Insecta; Hemiptera; Aphididae.
AUUAUAGUUCUAUAGUAUUACACUAAGUAUUAACUAUAAUAACUACUGUAAGAACAAAUCGUACAAUAUUGCACAUUUGUUAGUUCUAACUACUUAUGUUGUAAUUAAGUUUAAAUUCAAUUUUUGAAUAGUUCUAAUCUAUAAAUACCUAUGUCACAAUUAGGGAGGGUAAAGCAAUGGAACACAUUUGCUCGCUGUUGGCAUUUGUUCGAUGCAGCUUGGCAAAAUCCUUUAGAAUGUGCUCCUACGAUUGAAAAGUAUUUAAAAGGGCUCAUUAAACCAAUUUAUCAUCCUUUAGUGGAUUGUGGCGAUCAUGUUGUAGUUAUUAACAGUAAACAAAUUGCAUUUCCUGGUGAGGAAUGGCGUCGUCGUGCUUAUUUCCAUCAUACUGGAUAUUCAGGUGGAGCAUCUUGGACUCCAGCUUGGGAAUUACAUGAUAGAGAUCCAACUAUGAUUAUCAGAAAAGCUGUUUAUCAUCAUAUGAAAGGCAAUUUAUUCAGAAGAGUAGUCAUGGAACGUUUACAUAUUUAUCCAGAUUCUAAUGUACCCGAAGAGGUUAUGGAGAAUAUUUCCAACCAAAUUCGAUCAUUACGAUCUAUACCCAAAACAUUGGAUUCUUAUAGUAAAGAUGAGAUUGAAAAAUAUCCAAAAAUUAUAGAUUACCCUGAAGAUUUUAUUUUGUCAAAAAAUUAAAACAACGUAUGUUUAUAAUAUUGUAUAUGAUUAGACUAUCAUUA